UCCCCGUCCGAAGCCUGUUGCUCCGUGGACGCGACGGGGAAGCGGCGGGGCGAAGCGCAUUGUCCCGACGGCCCCGCGUUCGAAGCGGCGACCGAGCCGCAGACGGGCAUUAGGGCGGCGGGCGCUCGCGGACGAACCCGCGGCGACGGGAGAACCCGCGGUCGCGCUGAAGCUCAUCACUUCAGCGAGCGUUGUUGACGCGGACGAAGCGUCGACGUCAGAAGCGUCGAGCUGCUGCGUUCGGGUGCACGGGCCUAACGCGACCCAUGGGUGUUUACGGAGCGGUUCCGAUCGUAAUUAGGAAGGGCAGCGACCAUACAUACAAUAUUAACUGGCCAGCAUGUCCCUGAAGGCAACACGUAUACUAUGAGUUAAAUAAAAGUCUGACUGCAGCUUUAAAAACGUCCAACUUAAUGCGAGGUCACUUAAAAAGCUAUACAGAAAUAAUGUUUAAAUGCGUGUUAAAUAAUCGACUUUAGCCAUUUGAUUUGUUCAUUGUAAUAACACAAUUCAAGUCUAAAUAGGUUAAUGCAGCACUUGUGUAUUUCCUGCAGUUAUUUAUUAGAAAACAAACUAGAGCUUGAUUUUACAAGAGUGGAAAAGUAAUAACCUAAUAGGUCACAGGCUGAGGCUCGACAGCUCAUUAUUCAGUGUGAAAGUUAGCAGCACAGAGUAGAUGAAGCAUCAACGCAACAGAUGAUGCCGCUGCCACAUGUACUGCAGCUAUUUCAGGAGUCUAUACUGGGCUUCUAAUUAUCUUACCCAUAUCCCUUAAUCGUGUCUCCCUGACUCGUGUCGAGAGCUACUUCUCAGGAGGUGGGACCUGACAGCCGUCACUAGUUCAAUAAAAGCAUUAGGCAGAUGAAAAGGGAAAAACAACACGACCGGCUCCAUGUCUCAUUUAGCUUGGAAGUCAAAACGCUGCUGAAUUCAAGAAACGCGUGACGUCAAACCUUGCGACGGCUGGAGACGGCGGUGGGGACGCGAGCUCCACCGAUAAGAGCCUCUGCGCCUUGAAGCGGGGAGCAAUGUGAAGUUGCUGUCGACGGGCGGAAUCGACGCUAUAUUGGAAUUUUUGAAAAAUGAUCGAAACAAUGGAUACACAGCGUGCCUUGCAGGCGGUGGAGCGUCUCCAGGCCAAGCUGAAGGAGCGGGGGGAGGUGCCCACGGAGGAGAAGCUCAGCCUGCUGAGGUCGGUGCUGCAGAGCCCCCUGUUCCACCAGAUCCUGGCCCUGCAGAGGUCCGUGCAGCAGCUCAGGGACCAGGAGAGCGUCCCUGUGUCCGGGGGCAGUGACCUUCCAGCGGUGAAGUCCAAUGGCGGCCAUGUUCCCUAUUCUGACGCGUCACCCGCUGCAGAUGGCAAGGCAGCGCCUGAUGAAUUUGAACGCGUCAUUCAGUCCAUGGCACAGGGGCGCUACGUGACACAAGUGGACCUGCUGAAGCCGGCGUCGGGGGGCCUGGGCUUCAGCGUGGUGGGCCUGAAGAGCGAGAACCGCGGGGAGCUCGGCAUCUUCAUCCAGGAAAUUCAGCCGGGAAGUGUAGCCGACUGCGAUGGGAAGCUCAAAGAGGCCGACCAGAUCUUGGCCAUCAACGGCCAGGCCCUGGACCAGACUGUGACCCACCAGCGGGCCAUAGGCAUCCUGCAGAACGCUUUGGAGCGCGUGCAGCUCACCGUGGCCAGGGGGCCCAUACCUCCGCAGGCGAGUCCCGGGGUGUCUCGCACGCCCUCUGCUGCCAGCACGCUGUCGGCCCACUCCAGCGCGUGGCAGCACGUGGAGACGAUCGAGCUGGUCAACGAUGGCACUGGUCUGGGCUUCGGCAUCGUCGGAGGAAAAACCACCGGGGUUAUUGUUAAGACCAUCCUUCCUGGGGGCAUAGCUGAUCAGGACGGCCGCCUGCGCAGCGGGGACCACAUCCUCAGAAUCGGUGACACCGACCUGUACGGGAUGGGCAGCGAGCAAGUGGCCCAGGUCCUGAGGCAGUGUGGGAACCGAGUGAAGCUGGUGGUCACCAGGGGGCCUGUGGAGGAGAAUGCUUCUGUCUCUGCUGUCAUGCCAGUGGUGCUCCCCACUGUUAACGAACAGCAGGACUUUGAGGAAGAGGAGACGGACUCUUUUGAUGUGAGCCUUACCAAGAACACGCAGGGACUGGGGAUCACUAUUGCCGGCUACGUUGGAGAUAAAAACUCAGAGCCUUCUGGAAUUUUUGUUAAGAGCAUCACAAAAGACAGCACUGUAGACCAAGAUGGUCGUAUUCAUGUGGGAGACCAGAUAAUAGCUGUCGAUGGUGUAAAUAUCCAGGGCUACACCAAUCAACAAGCUGUCGAGGUGCUCAGACACACUGGCCAGACAGUGCACCUCAAGCUGAUCCGACGGGGCUUCAGGCCUGACGAAAUCCCCCCUGCUGUGACCCCCUGUGUCACUAUCCUGCCCCCAUCCACCACAAUCCCCACCACCACCACCGUCAUGAGGGAGGUGGAGCAGGAGAGGACGAAGGCUGAGGAGGCUGUUGACGUCGCCACAGAUGAAAAGACGCUCCAGACAAAGAGUGAAGGAUCUGAUGUCAGCCCAGGCACGGAUCAGCUAACAGAAGACAAACGUGGUUUGACACUAACCCCCUUUGAAGAAGAACAAGUAAUGAAGAAGUGGCAGGAGAUUCUGGGUCCAAGUAAUGAAAUUAUAGUGGCUCAGAUGGAGAAGUAUAGUGAGAGCAGCGGCCUGGGCAUCAGCCUUGAAGCGAGCAGUGGGCAUCAUUACAUCCGCUCCGUUCUACCUGAGGGGCCUGUAGGUCGCUGUGGCAAGCUGUUCAGUGGCGACGAACUGCUUGAGGUCAGUGGUAUCGCUCUGAUCGGUGAGACACACAAGGAAGUCGUCCGGAUCCUGAAGGAGCUUCCCCUUCGAGUUUACAUGACGUGCUGCAGGCCGGCCCCUCACCUGCAGACCGACCUGGAUAUUAUCCAACCACAGCCAGAGGCUUUGUCCACCAUACCUGAAAUAAAGACGCAAACGGACAAGAGCAGUGUGCUGGUGGCUGAAGAGUCAGAGGCGAACGCGAUGGCAACAGCACAGGAUAAUGUGACAGAGGAGGCGACAGGAUCCCCACUGGCCAUGUGGGAGUUGGACAUCCAGAAUAUUGAGCUGGAGAAGGGAGAAGGAGGAUUGGGAUUCAGCAUUCUGGACUACCAGGACCCACUGGACCCUGCCAAGACUGUGAUCGUGAUUCGCUCGCUGGUUCCCAACGGUGUGGCUGAACAGGACGGCAGACUGUUGCCAGGAGACCGGCUCAUGUAUGUUAAUGCCACCAACCUGGAGAACGCCAGCUUGGAGGAUGCUGUCCAGGCGCUGAAAGGGGCCAAGCUCGGCAAGGUCCAGAUAGGAGUCGCCAAACCACUGCCUGGAAUAUAUGGAUAUUCCCACUCUCCACACCCAUAUGGUGAACAGGACAUUACAUCAUCAUCUUCAUCCACCCAUUCAUUUGACUUCAACAGUAUUUUGGUUGAAGAAGGCGAGGAAGGCGGACUGGCUGAGGGCGUCGUUUACCGAGCAGAGCCUGCAUUGAUUGACGCCAGUGACGCGGAUCUGUCUGAGGAAAAGGCGCUGGAACACACGUACUCUGAGAUACAGGAUGACACGUUCCAGGCAUCCAUGAUAGCGCUUCACGGCAGCAGCUGUGGCGCAGACCUGGAUUAUCUGGGCACCUCCACUCCUAAGCUGACGGCUCGCCUGGACUCGUUGGACGAGCUCGCCGGCCUCGGAGACGACUCCCUGGCGUUCUCCCCGGAGAAGCCGGACGCUUUUACUCCUUCCAGUUCGAGAGCGCACCUCCCCGCUUUUAAUGCCACGAGCGGCUCUGACCAGUACCUGGUGCAGCACUUGAGCAAAGACGAACCGCUUACGUGCUCAAACCUGUACAGCCCAUUUGUGGAAAUAGGGGCAAGAUCCAGUUCACAACAACAGCCUGCAGAGCCUCUUGUUUUCAGAAAGGAGCCUUCCAUCUUUUUUGGAGAUACUGGAGAUAUAAACAUUUUUAUAAAGGACGACAAGCACGGUGCGAAAGAUUUAUCAGAGGACGGUGACAAGGAAAUCCUGACCUCCGGGAGCAAUUUUGAAAGGACCAUCACGGUUGUCAAGGGCAACUCCAGCCUCGGGAUGACGGUGAGCGCCAUGAAAGACGGCCUGGGGAUGCUGAUCCGCAGCAUAAUCCACGGGGGCUCCAUCAGUCGCGACGGGCGCCUCGGCGUCGGCGACCUGAUCCUGGCCAUCAACGGCGAGGCCACGGCCAACCUGAGCAACGCCCAGGCGCGCGCCAUGCUGCGACGGCACUCCCUCAUCGGGCCCGACCUGGGAUCUGCUUGUGCACCUGAGGACGAUCUGUGCCCGUUUUAUGUAAUUACAUACGUUCCGGCAGAGUAUCUGGAAGAGUACAAGACCAGCCAAGAGCAGAGUAAAGACGACGUCUUCUCUGAAGCAGCCGUACCUCCCGUCUCAAAGGAUGUUCCUAUUCUUCCUGAGCGUGAGGAUGGAGAAGGGGAGGAGAGUUCCUCCUACAGCAACUGGAACCAACCUAGGAAGGUGGAGCUCUUCAGAGCACCGGGCAAGUCCCUGGGAAUCAGCAUAGUGGGGGGCCGAGGGAUGGGCAGCCGCCUGAGCAACGGCGAAGUGAUGAGGGGGAUUUUCAUCAAACACAUCCUGGAGGACAGUCCUGCCGGACAGAACGGGACCCUGAAGACCGGGGACCGGAUCGUGGAGGUGGAUGGAGUGGACCUCAGGGAUGCUAGUCACGAGCAGGCGGUGGAGGCCAUACGCAGGGCAGGCAACCCUGUCACCUUCCUGGUCCAGAGUAUUAUUCACAGGCCCAGGCCCGAGUCAGUAUAUAGCCCAGCCCCAUCACCUGCAGUAGAGAAACACACCACUGCUUUCACAUGCAUGCCACAUCGCACGCGUCAGUCAUCAGUAACUGACCCCUGCGAGGAGGCACCUGCAGCUGUUGCCAAGGACAACGAGGACAAGGAGGGUGACAGUCACUCUAGACUUUUCCUCCACCUCUUCCCAACUAACCCUUUCACUCCUACCCCGUUUAAGGCAGUGAAGCGCGAUGCGGCGAAGGCGCCUCCCACCAGCGCUGUCCUCCUCCUGCCAGUGGUGCCCCAUGUGGGAGAGACCGAUACCGACACGCUGACGGAGACUCCUGGCGGAGCCGCCGAGGCAGAGGAGGCGAAGGACGAGGCGGAGGAGGAGGCGGAGGACGAGUUUGGAUACAGCUGGAAGAGCGUAAUCCAGCGCUAUGGCAGCCUCCCAGGAGUCCUGCACAUGAUUGAGCUGGAGAAGGGCAGGACGGGCCUGGGCCUCAGCUUGGCGGGGAACAGGGACCGCUCUCGCAUGAGCGUGUUCGUGGUGGGAAUAGACCCCAGCGGAGCCGCCGGGAGGGACGGGCGUCUGCUGGUGGGCGACGAGCUGCUGGAGAUAAACGGGCAGGUCCUGUACGGCCACAGUCACCAGAAUGCGUCCGCCAUCAUCAAGAGCACCCCAUCCAAAGUCAAAAUCAUCUUCGUGAGGAGCACGGAGGCGCUGAACCAGAUGGCUGUGGGUCCGGUGAGGGAUCAUGAGGGAGACGUGGCGGAGCCUCACGCUGAGCUGGAAACCACUGCAGCCAACGGCGAUGCUGACACUUCAAAACAUGUCCAUUAUGUCGUGAAUCUAAAGGAGGACGGAGGCCUUGGCGUCACCUUCGUCGAGGGGAACACCGAGAGCGGAGUGGAAAUUCAGAGCAUAACGGAAGGAAAAGGACACACGGGCAAGGAGGGCUGCAUGAAGCCAGGGGACAAACUCCUGGCUGUGAACGGGGAGUCAGUCCUAGGAUACACAGUGGAAAAGGUCAGUUCUCUACUGAGAGAAGCCAAAGGGCCAGUGAAGCUAACCUUCACUACAAAUGGGACCUCCUCCUCCUUCUCCCCUUCACAGCCAAGCUGCCAGGGCACGGGCGGCUCAGAUGGAGUCCCUCUCAGCUUACCCAGCAUGCCUAGCGUCACCGCAGUGGCUCUGAGUCAGCCGGAGGCGGAGGCAGUCACCGGUUCCAGUCGCUCGUCCACUCCUCCCUCGCUGGCCAGUGACCCGACGACCUGUCCCAUCAUCCCCGGCUGUGAGACCACAAUCGACAUCUCCAAGGGCCGGACGGGCCUCGGCCUCAGCAUCGUGGGGGGCUGCGACACCCUGUUGGGUGCCAUCAUCAUCCAUGAAGUGUACGAGGAAGGGGCGGCCUCCAAGGACGGCCGGCUGUGGGCGGGAGACCAAAUCCUAGAGGUGAACGGCAUCGACCUGCGCGUGGCCAGUCACGACGAGGCCAUCAACGUGCUGCGGCAGACCCCGCAGAGGGUGCGGCUGGCGGUCUACCGGGACGAGGCGCAGUACAAGGAGGAGGACCUGUGGGACUCCUUCGCCGUGGAGCUGCACAAGCAGCCGGGCCAGGGCCUGGGCCUGAGCAUCGUGGGGAGGAGAUCGCGGGACCAGAGGAGCGACACGGGAGUGUUCGUGUCCGACAUCGUGAAAGGAGGCUUGGUGGACGCGGACGGCCGACUGAUGCAGGGCGACCAGAUCCUGUCCGUCAACGGCGAGGACGUCAGGUCGGCCACUCAGGAAUCUGUGGCGGCUCUGCUCAAGUGCUGCAUGGGGCCUAUUAAAAUGGAGGUGGGGAGGUUUAAAGCGGGACCCUUCCACUCUGAACGAAGACUGUCCCAGAGUAGUCAGAUGAGUGAGAUCGGCAGCUCCAAGGUGACCCCUCAGUCAUGUUCAGACUCUGGGAACCUUCCGGGAGACGUGGACAGACUGAGCAGGGGUCUGGAAGCUGCGGAGCAUCAGGACACGCGGACGGUGGAGUUCUCCAAAGGUCCCAGUGAUUCUCUGGGCAUCAGUAUAGCAGGCGGGGUGGGCAGCCCCCUGGGGGACAUACCCAUCUUCAUCGCCAUGAUCAACCCCGUGGGCCUGGCUGCUCAGACCAAGAGGCUGAAGAUCGGGGACCGCAUCGUCAGUAUCUGUGGAACCUCCGCUGAAGGCUUGAGCCACUCGCAGGCGGUCGCUCUGCUCAAGAACGCCACGGGCACGGUGCAGCUGCAGGUGGUAGCAGGUGGUGACACCACCGUGACGGGCCCCGCUCAGGAGCAGGCAGCAGCUGCAGGCCUCACGCCCAGCUGCAUUUUCCAGGACGACCUCGGCCCGCCUCAGUAUAAGAGCAUCAGCCUUGAAAGAGGACCUGACGGACUGGGUUUCAGCAUAGUGGGAGGGUACGGCAGCCCCCACGGAGACCUGCCCAUCUACGUUAAAACUGUGUUUGGAAAGGGGGCGGCAGCGGAGGACGGGCGUCUGAAGCGAGGCGACCAGAUCAUGGCGGUGAACGGUCAGUCGCUGGACGGGGUCACGCACGAGGAAGCUGUGGGCAUCCUGAAGAAGACCAAAGGAGGCGUGACGCUCACCGUGCUGUCGUAGGCACGCGUCGCCGACGGGCCCCAAACGCCUCACCAGCACCGCUUCACAGCCAGCAAACCAUGAAGAAACCACCAGUAGGAAGCUGAGGAUCAUGAAGGAGCUGGUGGCUCGUGUAGUUGGGAACCAUGAACGUGUCAUCGGAGCUUUCCUGAGGCCUCGUUCACCCAAACAGCUUCAAAAAUGAAAUAGUCAAAUAGAAAUAAAUCAGAAAUAGCCGCCUUGUGAACAGCUGAUAGUUUAGUCGUUGCUCUAUGGAUUUUAGGGAGUCGUAAAUAGUGUUAGGAACAAUCCACAGCUCUGGGUUGAUGUGAUGUUUACUGGAUGCUGUGGUUUCCAGUAUGAAGACAAAUGGGUGAAAUGUAAGAAGAUUCAUUUCAGAGCGGUUGUUGCUGAGGGGAAAGGCUUUAUAUUUCACAAUAAAAGCCGAGCGUCAAGAACCCUUGAGGCGACGAACGCAUUAGCAGGAUUUAGCUAAUAGCUACAUCAGAUCACAGCAUUAAAUGUUUGGGGGUUUUUUUGUUUGUCUGGUUUCUGCGUUGCACUGUUGUCUGCGAUGAAUCACUGAAUUUCCUGAAAGGCUGAUGCUGCUGUAAACCGGUGUUAAUGAACUGAUCAAUGUAAAGGAAAGCUGUGAAAAGUGCUGCGUGCACUGAACUAGAUGAAGAGAUACUCACUGACACAUAGCGCUGCUAAAGCUGAUAUUUAAAGGUUUUAUGUCACAGUAUUUGUUGUUUUUUUAAGUAUUACUUUUCACUUCGUGAGCGCCCGUUUCCUCUGGACCUUCUGAAAGUGUUGAAGCUGUCACGUGUAAAGGAGCUGAGCUCACGAUGAACUUCUUGUUUACUGCGAGUCCUGUAGGUAUGAAGUCAUUUACUGUGCUCUGCUCUCAGAGACAGCUGCUCUGUCGUCUCACAUUAAAUGUGUCCAGUACUGUCAAAGCCAUAGUACGGAAUUUAUUCACACCCAAUUAAAUAAAAGUGACCUUUGGA
Molecule: messenger RNA, 8467 nt
Organism: Betta splendens (Siamese fighting fish)
Lineage: Eukaryota; Metazoa; Chordata; Actinopteri; Anabantiformes; Osphronemidae
Product: multiple PDZ domain protein
Exons: 50
Coding region: 1083-7478 (2131 amino acids)
Molecular function (GO): protein binding
Source: RefSeq, a predicted model, not a curated record